Molecule: messenger RNA, 846 nt
Organism: Penicillium verhagenii
Lineage: Eukaryota; Fungi; Ascomycota; Eurotiomycetes; Eurotiales; Aspergillaceae
Product: dodecenoyl-CoA isomerase
Exons: 2
Coding region: 1-846 (281 amino acids)
Biological process (GO): fatty acid beta-oxidation
Cellular component (GO): peroxisomal matrix
Source: RefSeq, a predicted model, not a curated record
AUGUCCAACGAAGACCUCAUCACCCUCACCUACCGUGACCGCAUCGCGAUCGUCACCCUCAACCGCCCCGACAAGCUAAAUGCCCUAAACGUCGGACUGUACUACUUGCUCGCCGAGCGUCUCCGCGAAAUCGAGAAGCGGGACGACAUCUACAUCACAGUCGUCACAGGCACAGGCCGCUUCUUCUCCGCCGGCGCAGAUGUUAACAGCUCUCGCCCCGGACCCGGAAACGACUCAGACGGCGGCAUCGGCUCAACAGCCCGCCAAGAGCUCGUCCGCGGCUUCGUCGCCAACAACAUCGACACAACCCGCGCCUUCUACAACCACUCCAAGAUCCUGGUCGUGGCUCUGAACGGGCCUGCUGUCGGCCUCUCCGCCGCGCUGGUCGCGCACGCAGACUUCAUCUACGCUGCUCCGCACGCCUUCGUGCUGACGCCUUUCUCGUCGCUCGGACUUGUCGCCGAAGGCGGCGCGAGCCGUGCGUUCGUGGAGCGGCUGGGUAUUGCGAAGGCGAAUGAGGCGCUUAUCAUGAGCAAGCGCAUUACCUGCGACGAGCUUGUUAGUGCUGGGUUCGUGAAUAAGGUUAUCAAGGCGGAUUCGGGCAAGUCGGAUGACUCGGCGGGUUUCUUGAAGAAUGUUCUUGUCGAGGUUGAUGAGAGACUUGGGACCCAUUUGAACCAGUCUAGUUUGUUGAAGAUUAAGGAGCUUGUUAGACGGCCGGAGCGGGAGAUUCUGGAUCGUCAGAAUGGCCUCGAGGCGUUUAUGGGGUUGGAGCGCUUCUUGAGUGGGGCGCCGCAGGAGGAGUUCCGGAAGUUGGCGUCUGGUGAGAAGAAGCAUAAGCUGUAG